AUGGCCCUGACCUUCAAUGAGGCUAAUGGCAGAACUGAUGGACACUUUGAGGCUUAUCUAUUGGACUAUGAAAACAGUGCAGGCGCCUUGCCAAGCCUUCCCCAAACCCCGAAGCAGCCACCGAAGCGCUCUCGAGCCGCCUUCUCCCACACUCAGGUCAUUGAGUUAGAGAGGAAGUUCAGCCACCAGAAGUAUCUGUCAGCUCCUGAAAGGGCUCACCUGGCCAAGAACCUCAAGCUCACUGAGACCCAAGUGAAAAUCUGGUUCCAGAACAGACGCUAUAAGACCAAGCGAAAGCAGCUCACUUCGGACCUGGGAGGCCUGGAGAAGCACUCCUCCCUGCCGGCUCUCAAAGAGGAGGGUUUAUCUCAAGCCUCCCUCAUCUCCAUGUGUAACAGCUACCCUUACUACCCCUACCUGUACUGCUUGGGAGGCUGGAACCCGGCUUUCUGGUAA
Molecule: messenger RNA, 456 nt
Organism: Puma concolor (puma)
Lineage: Eukaryota; Metazoa; Chordata; Mammalia; Carnivora; Felidae
Source: RefSeq, a predicted model, not a curated record